Messenger RNA from Cydia fagiglandana, 2098 nucleotides. RefSeq names its product nitrilase and fragile histidine triad fusion protein NitFhit (gene NitFhit). The record is from RefSeq and is a predicted model, not a curated record. Lineage: Eukaryota; Metazoa; Arthropoda; Insecta; Lepidoptera; Tortricidae. Gene Ontology annotation, molecular function: hydrolase activity, acting on carbon-nitrogen (but not peptide) bonds, in linear amides. The coding region runs from base 111 to 1547 and encodes 478 amino acids. The transcript has 11 exons.
CUAAGAUCAAAAUAAACAAAAGUUCUAGGAUUUUGUAAGGUUUAAACUAGGUUUAUAUUUAUUUUAAGCCUCAUGAACUUUAUAUAUUAUCUCCUAUCUACCUUUGUAGGAUGAAGACAUUCCUUCUGCUGAAACAGUGUAAACUACAGCUUACGAGACACUUCAGUGAAGCAAUGUCGAAGCACCGGAUAGCCGUAUGUCAGAUGACAUCGGUGGCUGACAAAGCUGCCAACUUGGAGAGUGUCAGCCAGCUGAUCAGCAAUGCAGCUAAGGAAAAUGUCAAAAUGAUAUUUUUCCCUGAAGCGUGCGACUACAUUUGUGACAACAAGAAGGACACGGUGAAGUCUGCAGAACCUAUUGUAGGUGGCAGCACUGUCAACAGCUACAGACAGCUAGCUGUCAAACACAAUGUCUGGUUGUCUAUGGGUGGGCUGCAUGAACAGAAUAAAGAAGACCCAACUAAAAUAUUCAAUACACACAUUAUAAUUAACAACACAGGUGAUAUAGUGCAGCAGUACAGAAAACUGCAUCUCUUCGAUGUAGAGAUCCCGGAGAGGAAUGUUCGGCUCAAGGAGAGUGACUUUUGCAGUCCCGGGGGGCAUAUUGUGGCGCCUGUGGAGUCACCUGUCGGGAGAAUAGGCAUGUCUAUUUGCUACGACAUGAGAUUCCCGGAACUGAGUACGGCGCUGACUGUACUUCGAGCCCAGCUGCUGACGUUCCCCUCGGCCUUCACGCAGGCCACCGGCGAAGCUCAUUGGCACACUAUAUUGAGAGCGCGUGCAAUUGAAAACCAAUGCUACGUAAUAGCCGCAGCGCAAGUGGGUGCACAUAAUACCAAGCGGCGGAGCUACGGGCACGCGCUAUGCGUGGAUCCGUGGGGUCGGGUACUGGCUGACUGUGGGGAGGAGACGGGGUUCCGAGUGGCCGAGAUAGACCUAGCGCAGUUAGAUGAUGUGCGGAGAAAUAUGCCUGUGUUCAGCCAUAGAAGAAAAGACGUAUACUCCUUGUACGCUCUGAGCCUCCGCACGGGGGGCUCCGAGCCGGCGCGCGCGGGCGCCCCGGCGCCGCAGCCCCCGGGGCCCGCGCGGCAGUUCGGCCACGUGCGGGUCCCGGAGACCUGCGUGUUCUACACCAGCGACCUGACUUACGCCUUUGUGAAUCUGCGAUGCGUGACGCCGGGACAUGUGCUGGUGGCGCCACGGCGUUGUGCGGAGCGGAACGGAGACCUCACCGAGGAAGAGGCUCGCGAUUUCUACGCCACCAUACGGCUCGUGCAAAAGUUAAUGGAGAAAGUCCACAACACAGAGUCGUGUACGGUGACCAUACAGGACGGACCCGACGCGGGACAAACUGUCAAGCACCUUCACUGUCAUAUAAUGCCGCGGAAGAAAGGAGAUUUCAUACAAAACGAUCUCAUAUAUCUGGAGCUCGCCAAACACGAUCAGUUCUCAUCGAGCCAUCCGGCGAAGCCACCGCGGAGUUUACAAGAAAUGGAGGCCGAAGCGGCCUCGCUGAGGGAAUCACUACUCACUUUGGACACUAAUUGAUAAUUAUACAAACUUUUCACUUGCCUUGUUAACCUUUUAGGCGCCAAUGACCGAUAUAUCCGCACCGCAGGUCCAACGCCAAAUACCGAUUAAUCGGUCACAAAGGAGCUACCGCGAAAACAUAAAUUCGCAAAUUGCGGGGAUCUUUCUCUUAUUACUCCAAUGAAGGCGUAAUUAGAGUGACAGAAAAAUGCCCGCAAUUGACGAUUUUCGAUUUUCACGGUAGCCGUCCAGACCACCGAGCAACAUAAACCUACGUGCAUAAUAUGCAUAAAGUUCAAUUUCAGUUUUGACACUUGGGUGACGUGGCGUCCGAGUGACAGCUUUUGUGUUUGACACGGCGUCGAAAAGGUUAAGGGGCCCACAGAUUACCAGUUUUGGGACCAUUUGUCGGACGAUAUCAGCCUGUCAGUUGUUCGGAGCUGUCAAAUUUUGCGUCAAAAUAGCUACAUUUGACGUCGACGAUGCUAAAUUAGGCAGACUGUUUCGUACAAAAUGUGACCCGUUAAUCGAGUCUCACGAGGGUUUUAUAAUAAGAAUGUCAAAAACCU